Molecule: messenger RNA, 1744 nt
Organism: Austrofundulus limnaeus
Lineage: Eukaryota; Metazoa; Chordata; Actinopteri; Cyprinodontiformes; Rivulidae
Gene: cdin1
Product: CDAN1 interacting nuclease 1
Exons: 13
Coding region: 202-1086 (294 amino acids)
Biological process (GO): erythrocyte differentiation
Cellular component (GO): nucleus; cytoplasm
Source: RefSeq, a predicted model, not a curated record
UGCUUACACAGUGGAAAGUAGAAAAUUAAAAGGAAGCGUCUGAUAAACUGGCAGGAGGCACCUCAGGAUAAAGGAGCAGGAGAUGGAAGGAUCAACACAACACCGGGGAGAAGGAGAGGCUGAUGGAUAUACAGCAGGCGGGAAGCGGCUAUCGGGAGCUGCCCAGAAGCAGCCGAAAUUAGAUCCAGUAGAACCAUAAGCAUGAGACUGUCCCGAGCUGAGUAUAAAGAGAUAGUGAGAUGGACUGGACAACUGAGACCUACACGACAGUGCAUGAAGAUGCUGAAAGACAAAUUUCCCAAUCACUCGCAGUCCACUCUUCUGAGCAUCUUCUCCCUGGAGUACCAGAAACGAACCAAAAGGACCAUCUCAAGACACCAUGCACCCGAUGUUAUUGAAAUAUACUACCAAAGGUAUCUGACUGAGGCCAAGGCUCAUCCCACAGCUCCUGUCCUGCUAGAGUUGGCCAAUGAGGUGGAUCUGUCUCCUGCUCUGAUGGCUCGUAUUAUCCUGGACAGAUUCCUUCAGGACAUGGACGGUGGAAUGCCCUCUAAAAGUGUCAUCAGCAGCAUGCUAAAGGAGCCGUCUUUAAUUCCAGACCAAAUAUUGGCAAAGAAUGUCUACCAAUGCACAAUAAAUGACUGCUGUUAUGGACCGCUGGUAGACUGCAUCAAACAUGUCAUUGGACAAGAGCAUGAAAUUUUGCUCUGUGACAAACUGAAGGAGAAAAAUCUUUCCUUUCUGGAUGAAAAUCAGCUGAGAACCAUGGGUUAUGAUAAAACCCCUGAUAUUAUCCUGGAGGUUCCUGUUGCUGUGGAGGGACAUAUUAUACAUUGGAUUGAGAGCAAAGCCUCUUUUGGGGAUGAUCACAGCCAUCGGACCUAUCUCAAGGAACAAUUCUGGAGUUACUGGAACAGGUUUGGCCCUGGUCUUGUGAUCUACUGGUAUGGUUUCAUAGGAGAGCUGGACUGCCAGAGAGAUCGAGGUAUCCUACUCAAAGAUUGUUUUCCUACAGACAUCGUCACACUUUGUCACACCACCCAGAAGGAGCGAUCAGAAGAAGGCCGUAAAGAGGAUAAAAAAUGAAAAAGGAUUGGAUGUGGAAUAGAGUACAGGGGCGACAGGAAGGUGGGAAGGUUAGAAACACUGAACUAAGUGAGGGUGGAUUCCUGCUAUAGAUCCGGAAGCAAUUUGGCUUUCCUGCAGCAUAAGAUCAGAUGGCAAAGAUCUGCCCUGAACUCCACCUGACCCUCUUUCUCCGUUUGUAUCUCGCUUUCUUCCUGUCAUUCUCCACAACAAAGCAGCCUGAUGUAAACACAACAGCGUUCUGCAUAUCCAGCGGUGCACAGCCAGACUCUGCCAGAUGGCUUCCCACUGUGGACGGCCAUGGUACACACCAGGACCAGAGCAGGGCAUAAGGACCCUUGCUUAUCACAUCCAAAGCCCUGGCCUUUGUCACUCCUUCCUCCUCCUUCCAUUGGCAGAUAAGAGAGGUGCGGUCUGGGGGCUUGGUAGACGCCUGCCUCUCACCUGCAUCACUCAGUGCCCUCUCAGUCACUCUGCAGGGGGUAAACAGGAUCAUUUCUGAUAAAAGCUGCCCUCACACUGACCUUUUUCUUUUAAUAUGUUUAUUUUUUUCUGUACAGUAAUUAAAAGUAAAUUUUCCUCUGGCAUAUACUUACAAUUUGUCAAUGGUUUUGUAUUAUGUAAUUACUAAUAAAUAAACCUGAUAUAAUAAUUUAAA